This is a messenger RNA of Octodon degus (degu), 933 nucleotides long. RefSeq names its product taste receptor type 2 member 31-like. Gene Ontology annotation, molecular function: bitter taste receptor activity; G protein-coupled receptor activity. Gene Ontology annotation, biological process: G protein-coupled receptor signaling pathway; sensory perception of taste; detection of chemical stimulus involved in sensory perception of bitter taste. NCBI's taxonomy places the organism in Eukaryota, Metazoa, Chordata, Mammalia, Rodentia, Octodontidae. Gene Ontology annotation, cellular component: membrane. The record is from RefSeq and is a predicted model, not a curated record. The transcript has a single exon. The coding region runs from base 1 to 933 and encodes 310 amino acids.
AUGAGAAGUUUUCUAUGGAACAUUUUGGUCACCGUAAUAAUUGCAGAAUUUGUUAUUGGAAAUUUUGCCAAUGCAUUCAUAGCCCUGGUGAACUGCACUGACUGGGUAAAGAGGAAAAGGAUCUCUGUAGUUGAUCGGAUUCUUACUGCACUAGCUGUCUCCAGGAUUGGCUUGAUGUGGACACUAGUAACAGGUUGGUUUUUGAAAGUAUUUCAUCCAACUGCCUGUACUAAAGUAGCAAAUAUUACUUGGAUUAUCUGGGAAAUAAACAAUCAUUUUAAUGUUUGGCUUGCCACUAUCUUAACCAUAUUUUACUUUCUCAAAAUAACUAAUUUCUCCAACUUUAUUUUUCAUUACCUAAAGAAGAGAGUUAAUAAAGUCAGUUUAGUAAUUUUUUGGGGGGCUUUGGUGUUCCUGCCUUUUAGUUAUAUGAUGACACCUGUGUAUGAAACUAAGAAUAUAAAAGGAUAUUUAGAGAAUGUGACUGGGAAGCCUGAACUGAAGGGUGGUAUAUACCUUUCCAGAAGAAUUUUAUUCAUGCUAGUAAAGUUUCUACCCUUUUUGAUGUCCUUGACCUGCAGUCUUCUAUUAAUCUCCUCCCUGAUUAGCCAUCUCAAGAAGAUGAAGCUCCAAGGCAAAGGAUUCCAAGAUCUCAGCACAAAGGUUCAUGUAAAGGUCUUGCUAAUUGUGGCUUCAUUUGUCUUCUUAUUUGCCAUCUACUCUGUGUCUGUAAUCACAUCAAGUUGGUAUAUGCAUGAUUUGUGCCUUAAACCAGUCUAUUUGUUUCCUCUGGCUAGUGAAAUUUUAUAUCCUUCAGGCCACUCAUGUGUCCUAAUUUGGGGAAACAAAAAGCUGAAACAGGCAUUUAUUUUAAUUCUGUGUCAGGCAAAGUGCUGGCUGAAAGGAUUUGAAACUUUCAUAUUCAUAGGUUAG